Molecule: messenger RNA, 567 nt
Organism: Dentiscutata erythropus
Lineage: Eukaryota; Fungi; Glomeromycota; Glomeromycetes; Diversisporales; Gigasporaceae
Source: the annotation of a GenBank genome assembly
AUGAAUUCUUCCAAGAAAAAAAUCACAAAUGAUGAUAACACUACAACUAAUCUUAAAAAAGGUUCACAGAAAUUAAAAAAUAAAGAUGAUUUAAAUCCGCCCAUUAAAUCAGUAGGCGAUAAAAAUGUUAAAGACGAGAUUGAUGAAAUAUUUUCAAUGGCGAAAAGUAAAGUAAUUACUCCUACAACUUUACCUCUUCCUCCUUUAAUGAAGAAUUCGACUUUAUCAACCAUAAAUCAAAAAAAAAGAAAAUUACAAGAAAAUGAUUUAAAAGUCGUUCCUUCAUCUUCACAUACCUCUUCACAUGCCUCUUCGACUUCAUUUACUGAGAUUGAUUCUUCGAAGAAAGAAUUUAUAUUUAAAGUUCCUGCUAUACCUGAUAAAUCAAGAAAUAAAAAAUUACGAGAAAACGAUACGGACGGAUUUAGCGAUUCAAGAGGCACAAAGAGUCGAAAGACAACGGAAGAUGGUCUUGCUGUUUAUGAUAUUAACGAAUUAAAUAUUGGUAAUGGUGGAGAUACACCGCUGUGCCCAUUUGAUUGCGAAUGUUGUGAGUAUUAUUAUUAA